AUGUGGAAGAUAGUAGCAAGUUUAGCCGUCCUGUCGGUAGUGUGCUGUAGCCCUGUGGAGUAUGGGUUCAGUGAAAACAUAGUUGGUGCUGUUUCGGAAUGUGUGGAGAACGACACGUCUUUGUGUUUGAAGGAAAAAGCAGUAAAAUUAACCGAAAAGCUAGCGAUCACCAAAGAUGUUAAUCUACUUGAGGGCCUGACUCUAGUCAAUACUGGUUCAGUUAGAUCAGCUAGGAGCUAUGAGGCUUUAUCGGUUGAUCCUAAGGAAAGGGAAUCUCAGCUGGAGGAAAGAAUAGUUAAUAAUGUCGGUGACUUUUUGGACAACCACGUACUGCAGUUGCGCUUGUCUGACGACUCCGAAGAAUCAAGAGGCCUGGAUGAAGAAGGCCGUGGAAAGAAGAAGAACAAGAAGAAGCUUAAACAGCUGCUGCCAAUCUUGCUGCUCUUGAAACUGAAAAUGGCUGCCCUCAUCCCUCUGUUCCUCGGAAUCAUUGCUUUCGUCGCUGUCAAGGCCGUAUUCCUCGGAAAAAUUGCGUUCGCCGUCCAAGCAGUCUCUCUCAUCCGAAGACUUCUUUCCAAGAACAACAGCUUCUCAGGAAGCACCAUUUCCACCGCUCCAGCGCACACUGACGAGCAUCCAGGGUACUCUUACCAACCAGCGGGGGGCUGGAGCCGAAACAUUAAUGACGCGCAAAACCUAGCUUACGCAGGACAAAUAACGAAUUGA
Messenger RNA from Leptosia nina, 726 nucleotides. Lineage: Eukaryota; Metazoa; Arthropoda; Insecta; Lepidoptera; Pieridae. The record is from the annotation of a GenBank genome assembly.